Molecule: messenger RNA, 1304 nt
Organism: Oncorhynchus nerka (sockeye salmon)
Lineage: Eukaryota; Metazoa; Chordata; Actinopteri; Salmoniformes; Salmonidae
Product: cholesterol 25-hydroxylase-like protein
Exons: 1
Coding region: 58-816 (252 amino acids)
Biological process (GO): cholesterol metabolic process; sterol biosynthetic process
Cellular component (GO): endoplasmic reticulum membrane
Molecular function (GO): C-4 methylsterol oxidase activity; steroid hydroxylase activity; iron ion binding
Source: RefSeq, a predicted model, not a curated record
UUGCAGGAGGUUGUUUAAACACGCCCGUCAAGCUCACACACAACAAGACUGAACACAAUGCUUCUACAGAGCCUAUGGGACUUCAUCCUGGGAUAUAAUGCCUGGCUCAGAUCACCUUUCUUCCCUGUGCUUUUCUCCCUCAGCGUCUACCUCACCUUCUGCCUGCCCUUCGUGGUGCUGGACCUCCUCUCCCCCAGGCUGGCCUGGAUCAGGACCUUUAAGAUCCAGCAGAAGAGCCACGUCUCCUGGACCAUGAUUUGGAGCUGCCUGGCUCACUCCCUCUACAACCAUGUAGUGUUCCUCUUCCCUCUCACUGUGCUGCACUGGUUCUGGAGACCAGCCACCUUCAUGCCCGAGGCCCCCGGAACGCUGCGUCUCAUCUGGGACGUGGUCGCCUGCCUCCUGCUGUUCGACUUCCAAUACUUCAUCUGGCAUCUGUUGCACCAUAAGGUGCCCUGGCUCUACCGGACGUUCCACAAGGUGCACCACAAGCACACAUCCACCUUCGCCCUGACCACUGAGUACUCUGGGGCCUGGGAAACCCUGUCUCUGGGAUUCUUCGCUGGGGUCAACCCUCUGCUGCUGGGCUGCCACCCCCUGACAGAGAUGCUCUUCUAUGUUCUGAAUAUCUGGCUUUCUGUGGAGGACCACUCUGGCUAUGACCUGCCCUGGUCCACGCAUAGACUGGUGCCCUUUGGGCUCUACGGUGGAGCUCCGCACCACGACCUGCACCAUCUGAAGUUCAAGUCCAACUAUGCUCCGUACUUCACACACUGGGACAGGGUUUUUGGGACAUUGCACAAGCAUUCAGACUGAAUUUCUGCACAGAAGAAAGUGCAAAUUGGACAUCUUGAAUAUCUUUUAUGUUAAAAGGAUGGGAUGCAGAGAACAUCACUUUGUGAUAUAUUUUAUUAUGUGUCGAUGUUAUUUACCAUAGUAAAGAUAAAGCUGUAUUUAAUCAAAUCAUUUUUUAUUAAGUGUGUUAUUUAUAAUGGCAUAGCAGAUUUUCUAUUACUGUUGUAUAUUAAAGAUUCAUGCAAUGGACUCUACAAUGUACAAACAUUUUCAGGUUAAAUUUAAAACCUGGUUAAAUUAACCAGUUUAGUCAGAACUAUCAGAAUGAAUUUGACUGAGAUUGAAUGACUGAAGACUAUUGUGCAUGUUUGUGUUGACUUCCCAGUGCUACUGGGUGAGCAUCACUGAACAACAUUUUUCAGCUGUUUCAAGCUGUAUGCAGUAUUAACAAGGGAUGACUCCCAACAUUUUAGUUACAAAGCAAGGGGCAAUAAAACUUAUUACCAAAA